AUGAAAGUUCCCAAAUCCCAAGAAGAAAUUGUUUUCGAACUCUCGUCGAAUCAUUCGGAUGGCGGAAACAGUACGCCUGUUGAUGUGGAUAUUUCCAAAGCGUCCAACAUAUGUGACGAAGAUGCUUCCCCGGAAAAUCGCCAUCGGCGGCGACCCUUCUCUCUCAAGCGCCUCAUCUGGGGUGAAGUCCCUCCUAUUCCCACCGAGAGGUCCAUCUCUGGCGAGUAUGGGGCUGGUUGGUUGAGUCAACUGACCUUCCAAUGGAUGGGGUCGAUUAUGAGGGUGGGUUUUCAGAGGCCGUUAGAGGUGAGCGACAUUUGGCUGGUCAGCCCAGACCGUCAAAUCGACAAACUAUCGGCUCGUUUUGGUGCAGCCUUUGAACAAAGGGUCCACCAAGGCGGGAAGAUUCCCCUCAUCAGAGCUCUAUAUGACACAAUCCAGCGCGAGUUCUGGCUUGGAGGAAUAUGCAGUUUUCUCGCUUCCCUCUGUCAGGUGAUGACGCCGUUCGCCUUGCGGUUCCUGAUCCAGUGGGUCACUACUUCGUAUUUCAAGCAAGGCCCUGGUCAAGAAAAUGAAGGGUUUGCAAAGCAGAUCGGGUUAGUCUUUGGCAUCAUGGGAAUGCAGCUGAUUCAGAGCGUGAGCACCAACCAAUUCAUCUACCGAGGCUUCAUGGUUGGCGCACAAAUUCGUGGGGUCUUGAUCUCUGCCGUUUUCGAGAAAACUCUCAGAAUCUCGAACCGAGCUCGUGCUGGACCGACUGUGCCAGAAGAGAAUUCACAGAGCGCAAACGAGAAGGCAAAGCCAAUGAAGAACCCAAAGAGAUUAGCGGACGCAGAUGAAGUGGGCUGGUCCAAUGGUCGGUUAAUGAAUUUGAUGUCCACUGAUACAUCGCGGAUUGAAUUAGCUUGUGGGAUGUUCCAUCUCCUUUGGGUGUCCCCAUUCACAAUCUUUCUCGCACUGGCUCUACUACUCAUCAACAUGACCUACUCCGCCCUCGCCGGCUUCGCACUGCUUUUUUGCGGUAUUCCCUUGCUCACCAUUACGAUGAAGAUUCUUAUCCGAAGACGUCGUGCGAUUAACAAAGUCACAGAUGUCAGAAUAUCUAUGACUCAGGAGAUCAUGAGAUCCAUCCGUUUCGUCAAAUUCUACGGGUGGGAAAACGCUUUCCUGGAAGCUCUCCGACUAUGCAGGAAGCAUGAGAUUGCAAUGAUCCAAAAGCUCAUGGCUUUACGAAAUGCAAUGAAUGCAGUGUCUGUGGCUUUGCCAAUCUUCGCCUCUAUGAUCACGUUCGUCGUGUACUCUGUUUCAGGCCAUGAACUCACAGCGGCUCUGGUUUUCUCCUCUUUGUCGAUCUUCAAUUCUCUGCGGAUGCCUUUCAAUCUCCUGCCUGUGGUCAUUGGUCAGGUGACAGAUGCCUGGGCAUCAACACGCCGAAUUCAGGAAUAUCUUCUUGCUGAAGAAAAGCAACAGGAAUUCACUCUGGAUCCCCUUGCUCCCCUUGCAAUUGAAGCUCAAAUGGCUUCCUUUACUUGGGAGCAAACGGCUGCCUUGGUGCAGGGUCCCAAUCAUAAGCCAUCGAAUAAACCCCGGGGGAAGAGCUUGGGACAGAAAGGUGCUAGUGAACAGUCGUCCAUACCUUCUGCAAAUGCUCCCCCACAGGAUCGCCCGAAUAUAUUCUCGAUCAAUGAUAUCAAUCUGUCGAUUGGGCGUUCUGAGCUUGUGGCGGUGAUAGGAAAGGUGGGCUCUGGGAAGAGUUCCCUUAUUUCUGCACUCGCUGGAGACAUGCGUAAGACCGCAGGUACCGUGACGAUGGGAGAGAGCAUAGCGUUUUGUCCGCAGUCUGCAUGGAUUCAGAAUGCCACCGUCCAGAACAACAUUUUAUUUGGCAAAGAGAUGAAUCGAGAAUGGUAUGACCAAGUUAUCCAAGCAUGUGCCCUACAAUCGGACUUGGACAUGCUCCCCGCAGGUGACCAAACCGAGAUUGGAGAACGAGGAAUCACGCUCAGUGGUGGCCAGAAGCAGCGACUGAACAUUGCUCGAGCGAUAUACUUCAAUAGUUCGAUCGUUGUUCUAGACGAUCCGCUGUCUGCAGUAGAUACGCACGUCGGUCGCCAUCUAUUCGAAAACGCCAUAUGCGGGUUGCUUGGAGACAAGUGCCGCAUCCUUGCUACACACAGGCAUGAUAUUCUGCCUCGGUGCGACAGGAUUAUUUGGCUAGAUGAAGGUCGAAUCAAGGCUAACGGCACCUACGACAAUCUGAUCUCCACGAAUUCUCAGUUCCAAGAACUUGUUGGUUCUAGCACUGGAGGAGAAACUGACGGGGAAGAGGCAGUAGCUCAACUACACCCAACAGAGCCAUCUGCCGAAGGGAAAGCAUCUGAUCCAACUUCUCUCAUUCAAGAAGAGGAUCGAUCUGUUACUAGUGUGGAAUGGGGGGUUUAUAUUGCAUACAUUCGUGCAUCCGGAUCACUUUUAUACGGAAUCAUUCCCUUCCUGUUGCUAUGCCUGGCUCAAUCUUCGAAUAUGCUCACCAAUAUCUGGCUGUCGUACUGGGUUGAUGAUGAGUUUGGGCUGUCAAAAGGCCAAUAUAUCGGCAUAUAUGUGGGCCUGGGGUUCAUUCAGGCUAUACUGAUGUUUUUAUUUUCCCUGUCCAUAUCUCUACUCACUACCAGUGCGAGUCGGACCAUGAUGGAGAAAGCACUUGUACGUGUUCUCCGAGCCCCGAUGUCCUUUUUUGACACGACACCUUUGGGUCGCAUCACGAAUCGCUUCUCUAAGGACGUGGACACAAUGGACAACUUCUUGUCAGAUGCCAUUCGCAUGUAUAUGCUUACUCUAGCGAUGAUCGUGAGUGUAUUCAUCCUUCUGAUAUACUACUUCCACUAUUUCGGCGUUGCAAUCGGCCCUCUUAUGCUUCUAUUUCUCAUUGCGGCAGCGUAUUAUCGUGCGUCCGCUCGAGACAUGAAGCGGCACGAGGCCGUCCUGCGGUCUGCAGUAUUUGCUCGCUUCAGCGAGGCUAUAUCCGGAACCUCAAGCAUCCGUGCAUAUGGAAUGCAAGCUCAUUUCACAUCUGUCAUUCGGACAGCAAUUGAUAAUAUGAACUCGGCAUACUACCUCACAUUCAGCAACCAACGUUGGCUGAGCGCCAGACUGGACAUAGUUUCUAUUCUUCUUGUGGGAACCACUGGGAUUCUGGUGGUCACGCUACGGCAUGUUGUCUCUCCAAGUAUAUCUGGUCUGGUGUUCUCAUAUACUCUUGCAAUUGUGCAAAUGAUACAAGUCCUCGUGAAGCAAUUUGCGGAGCUCGAGAACGCAAUGAAUGCCACCGAGCGCGUACAUUUCUACAGCACCAGCCUUGAGCAGGAGGAGGAUGAAAAUUCCACCUCCUAUCAUCCUCUGGCAGUGGAAAAGAGCUGGCCUUCGAAGGGAGCCAUUGUGUUUGAAAAGGUUCAAAUGCGGUACCGACCUGGUCUACCGCUCGUUCUGCAGGGGAUGAACCUCAACGUAACUGGCGGCGAGAGAAUUGGAAUCGUUGGCCGUACCGGUGCCGGGAAGUCAUCAAUCAUGUCUGCGCUAUUCCGUCUGACCGAGCUCGCCAGUGGAAGCAUCAAAAUUGACGGGGUUGACAUUUCCCGUGUCUCCUGUCAUGAUCUCCGAUCGCGGCUCUCCAUUGUUCCUCAAGAUCCGACUCUAUUCGUGGGAACGGUUCGAUCCAACCUGAAUCCCUUCAACGUACACACAGACUUGGAGCUCUGGUCGGCGCUCCGCCAGGUUGGUUUAGUUAAAGAGGACAAUGCCCAGGACUCCUCUCCGAUUCAUCUGGACACGCCCGUGGAAGAGGAGGGUCUGAACUUUUCCGUCGGUCAACGUCAGCUCAUGGCCCUGGCACGAGCACUCAUAGGUGGUAGCCAAGUCGUAGUAUUCGACGAAGCAACUUCAUCUGUUGACCUGGAGACAGAUCGGAGGAUACAGGAGACAAUUCGAACGAGUUUCGGCGGGCGGACCCUUCUCUGUAUUGCGCAUCGAUUGCAGACUAUCAUCCGCUACGAUCGGGUUUGUGUUAUGGACAAGGGGACGAUUGCAGAACUGGACACGCCGCUCAGUCUAUGGGAGUUGAAGGGCAUAUUUCGGGGAAUGUGUGAUCAGUCUGGAAUUGUCAGGGAAGAUUUCAAUUGA
Molecule: messenger RNA, 4176 nt
Organism: Penicillium paradoxum
Lineage: Eukaryota; Fungi; Ascomycota; Eurotiomycetes; Eurotiales; Aspergillaceae
Product: ATP-binding cassette transporter YOR1
Exons: 2
Coding region: 1-4176 (1391 amino acids)
Biological process (GO): transmembrane transport
Cellular component (GO): membrane
Molecular function (GO): ATP hydrolysis activity; ABC-type transporter activity; ATP binding
Source: RefSeq, a predicted model, not a curated record